Pyrenophora tritici-repentis Pt-1C-BFP is the source of this 1178-nucleotide messenger RNA. RefSeq names its product mitochondrial 37S ribosomal protein uS15m. The record is from RefSeq and is a predicted model, not a curated record. Lineage: Eukaryota; Fungi; Ascomycota; Dothideomycetes; Pleosporales; Pleosporaceae. Gene Ontology annotation, biological process: translation. Gene Ontology annotation, cellular component: ribosome. Gene Ontology annotation, molecular function: structural constituent of ribosome.
AGCGACAGCGUAGCGUAGCCAUGCCACCUCGAAUACCACCACUGUCGUGCCUGCGGGCGUCGACUUCAUCGUCAAUCGCAUCCCAAUUCACCCUCCCCAUUCGAACUUUUGUUUCUACCGCCCGUUUACAGGCAGAAUCUGAGGAACGCCGGAAGAAGCGCCUGGCGAACGACCCCUACAUCAUUGCGCAGCGAAACCAGAAGAAGGCAGCCAACUUGACACGCCGCGCCGAACUCGAGCGAGAACGGAUAGCCAGCCUCGGAGACCCAGUCCGCGGUGUCCCAACUCCCUUCGUCGAGUCGUUUGGUACUGCAAAACCAGUUGCUCGUGAUGAGAGAAAGAUUACACCAGAGGAGCGAAUCCAUCUGAACUACGCCUUCGACCCCAGCACUGUCGAGAAGCAACUGAAGAAGAGCGAGACGCUAGCUGUACCACUAAGUGAGAUCAAACCGCAAGACACGACAGCGACUUACCCAUGGGGCAAUUCCAUCAACUACCGCGAAUCAGAUGCGAUUGAGAAGUCGGUUGAGGAGGUGGAGGAGCAAAACAAGAAAAACCAUGCACGUGCUGUAGAGGCUAUUGCACGCAUUACAGCGUUGGAGAAUGGAUCGAGUAAGGACCGCAUGCGUGCCAACAUUGCGCGCUGCGUUGAAACCUUUGGACGCCACAACACCGACAGGAUAUUUCCGCCAAAGGCACCCUCACUAAGCCGAUCUGGAGCUGACCAAGCGCACACUAUUCGCCCGGAAACAAACAUUGCUGCGGCAGCUAAGCGCGUUGGACCAGAUACUGGAUCACCAGAGGUGCAAAUUGCUCUGCUCACCGCCAAAAUCAAGACGCUUGCGGACUUUUUGCAGUCGCGAGGGAAGAAUGACAUGCACAACAAGCGGAACUUGCGGUUGCUGGUUCAUAGGAGACAGAAGUUGUUGCAAUAUCUGAGGAGGAAGGAGAGAGGUGGUCCGAGGUGGCAGCACUGCAUUGCCAUGCUUGGCUUGACUGAGGGUACAUGGAGAGGCGAGAUUUCCUUGUAAGAGCACGGGCGAACCCGACGUCGUAACAGUCCAACUUGAUACUCAUUGUUCAGUCAACGAUGCUAUUUCACAUGUCGGAUCAAUCAUGUAUAACUAUACCCAACGCCCCAUGGCAAAUGUACCACCAAGGAACAACCAAGUGUGAAA